Molecule: messenger RNA, 3270 nt
Organism: Morus notabilis
Lineage: Eukaryota; Viridiplantae; Streptophyta; Magnoliopsida; Rosales; Moraceae
Product: nuclear valosin-containing protein-like
Exons: 14
Coding region: 297-2744 (815 amino acids)
Cellular component (GO): mitochondrial outer membrane
Molecular function (GO): ATP hydrolysis activity; ATP binding
Source: RefSeq, a predicted model, not a curated record
UUGUAUAACCAGCUCUCGGUGAACGUAUUACACUGAAACUCUCUUUUUCAUCUUUCCUUUGAAAAAAAUAUAUAUAAACAAAUAAACACAAAAACCAAAAAACCCACCAACCAAUUUUCCUUGAUUCUCUCAAAGCUCAAUCUUUGCUCCGUUUUUUCAUCGUUGAAUCUCCUGCUUCUUCGCUGAUUCCAAAGUCCAGUAUCAGUACUUGUACGAACAAGUUUUUUUUUUUUUUUAAAAAAGAACGAAAAAACUGGUGUUUGAGUUUGAUCUUUGAUCGGUUUGAUUAAGGAUAAAUGGAACAGAAACACGUUUUGUUGUCAGCUUUGAGUGUUGGAGUUGGGGUUGGAGUUGGGCUGUUGAGCUCAGGGCAGUCAGUGGGCAAAUGGGUCAAAGGAAAUAGCUCCUCCUCUGAUUUGGUUUCUGCUGACCAGAUUGAGCAUGAGUUGAUCAGGCUAGUCCUUGAUGGCAGAGAAAGCAAGGUCACAUUUGAUGACUUCCCUUAUUAUUUGAGUGAGAAAACUAGGGUGUUAUUGACAAGUGCCGCACAUGUUCAUCUGAGGCACUCGGAAUUUUCCAAGCACACCAGGAACCUUUCACCUGCAAGUAGAGCUAUUUUGCUCUCAGGACCAGCUGAACUAUACCAUCAAAUGCUUGCCAAAGCCUUAGCACAUCACUUCAAAUCAAAGCUGCUUUUGUUGGAUGUUAACGCCUUCUCUCUAAAGAUGCAGAGCAAGUAUGGUUGUGCCAAAAGAGAAGCAUCUCUUAAUCGAUCUAUCUCGGAGGUGGCAAUGGAGCGAGUGUCCAAUUUGUUUGGCUCCUUUUCAAUCCUUCCUUCAAGUGGGGACACUAGAGGUGUGAAAAGAAAUAAUAAAACUGGGGACGCUAGUUCCUCUGAUAUGGGUGUAAUGGCUUCCAAAUAUGCCCCAACAAACUCAGCUUCUUUGAAGCACGCGAGCAGCUGGUGUUUUGAUGAGAAAGACUUUAUACAGUCACUUUACACGGUCGUGGCUUCAAAAUCAGAAACUCGUUCGAUUAUAUUGUACAUCAGGGACAUUGAGAAGCUGCUACUCCAAUCGCAAAGGUUUUACAAUUUGUUGCAGAAAAUGUUGAAGAAACUCUCAGGGUCAGUGUUGAUACUCGGUUCCCAGAUGUUGGACACAGAAGACAAUUAUUGUAGAGAGGUCGAUGAGAGGCUUUCCGUGUUGUUCCCAUACAACGUUGAGAUCAAACCACCAGAAGAUGAGACUCAUCUGGUCAGCUGGAAAGCUCAACUAGAAGAGGACAUGAAGAUGAUCCAAUUUCAAGACAACAAAAACCACAUAGCUGAGGUCCUCGCUGCGAAUGAUCUCGAGUGCGAUGAUUUGGCUUCAAUCUGUCACGCAGACACAAUGGUUCUCAGCAACUACAUUGAAGAAAUUGUAGUGACAGCAAUUUCUUAUCAUUUGAUGCAUAACAGAGACCCCGAGUAUCGCAAUGGAAAGCUUGUCAUUUCUUCAAAGAGUCUGUCGCAUGGAUUGAGUAUAUUCCAGGAGGGAAAAAGUGGCGAGAAAGAUAGUUUGAAGCUUGAGAAAAAUGCAGAAUCCUCAAAGGAUGGUGAAGGCGAGGCCGUUGGUGCAAAGACAGAAUCAAAGUGCGAAAGUCAAGGCCCUGAAAACAAAAAUGAGGCAGAGAAAUCUGUUUCAUCAGGGAAGAAGGAUAGUGAGAAUGCACCUCCAGCGAAAGAAGUUCCACCGGACAAUGAGUUUGAGAAGCGCAUAAGGCCAGAGGUUAUACCAGCAAGUGAGAUUGGCGUGACAUUUGCAGAUAUUGGAGCCUUGGAUGAGAUCAAAGAAUCACUUCAGGAGUUGGUAAUGCUUCCACUUCGAAGACCCGACCUCUUCAAAGGUGGCCUUCUCAAGCCUUGUAGAGGCAUAUUGCUCUUUGGACCUCCUGGCACAGGUAAAACAAUGCUGGCAAAGGCAAUUGCCAAUGAAGCUGGUGCAAGUUUCAUCAACGUCUCAAUGUCUACCAUCACUUCGAAAUGGUUCGGAGAGGAUGAGAAGAACGUUCGAGCACUUUUCAGCCUUGCAGCCAAGGUCUCACCUACCAUCAUAUUCGUGGAUGAAGUCGACAGCAUGCUCGGGCAAAGAACUAGAGUUGGGGAGCAUGAGGCCAUGAGGAAGAUCAAGAACGAGUUCAUGACACACUGGGAUGGCCUCUUGACCAAACCUGGAGAGAGGAUUCUUGUUCUUGCUGCCACUAACAGGCCCUUUGACCUUGAUGAAGCAAUCAUUAGGCGGUUUGAGCGCAGAAUCAUGGUUGGUCUUCCCUCAGUUGAGAACAGGGAAACGAUCUUGAGAACUCUUCUUUCAAAAGAAAAGGUUGAGAAUCUAGACUUCAAAGAGCUUGCAACAAUGACAGAAGGAUACACUGGAAGUGAUCUUAAGAACUUGUGUGUGACUGCUGCUUAUCGACCCGUUAGGGAGCUACUACAACAAGAGAGGGAGAAGGAUAUGGAAAAGAAGAAGAAAGAUUCUGAAGGCUCUUCCUCGGAAGGUGCCUCAUCCAAGAAAGAAGAAGAUAAGGAGGAGCGAGUCAUUACCCUCAGAGCCUUAAACAUGGAAGAUAUGAGACAGGCAAAGAAUCAGGUAGCGGCAAGUUUCGCUUCCGAGGGAUCAAUAAUGAAUGAGCUGAAGCAGUGGAAUGAAUCGUACGGAGAGGGAGGCUCAAGGAAGAGGCAACAACUGACUUACUUCCUCUAAUAUAUCUCAUAAAGCACGAGAAUUCUACACCACCACUCAUCAUCGGCACCUUUCUUCUUGGAAAAGAAUGUCAAAAGUCUUGAGGAAGCUUGGAGAGUAGUCCAUCAGAAACUCCCUUUUUCUAAUGGCAUCACUACAUGGAAAUCUUCCAUAGCCAAGCCUCGAACCAAAAAGUUCCAACCAACCCCAUUAGAGAGCUUUGUCAGUUUGCAUUAAUAUUUUAUUAAAAGUCGAAAAAUCCUGUCUGGCAUUUCAGGCUUAAGAGAGGGCUGUCGGGAUUUGCUAAGGAAGUAGAAACCAAUUGUUGCAAAGUCCUUUUUUAGGAUUUAGUAGUGUUCUGUGAGUGUCUCUGGUGUAUGGAAGUGCAUAUAUAGAUGUGGGGCUUUGGGGAAAUAGGAGAAACUUACAAGGAACUUGUUUAAUUAAUGGUAGACACCCUCGUAGAAUAGUAUUUGUACAUUGGUUCUGUAAUUUUAUUAGUACAAUAUUUGCCUAAUACUAUUUUUAUUACAGUUUGCUUUAUUUA